Messenger RNA from Bombus impatiens (common eastern bumble bee), 9768 nucleotides. RefSeq names its product serine/arginine repetitive matrix protein 2. The record is from RefSeq and is a predicted model, not a curated record. The transcript has 9 exons. Gene Ontology annotation, molecular function: protein binding. Gene Ontology annotation, cellular component: CERF complex. Gene Ontology annotation, biological process: chromatin remodeling. NCBI's taxonomy places the organism in Eukaryota, Metazoa, Arthropoda, Insecta, Hymenoptera, Apidae. The coding region runs from base 421 to 8025 and encodes 2534 amino acids.
AUAAAAUCGGCGGUAGCCGUUCCUUGGGAACUGCCAGUGGACGAAUGUACUUCGCUAUUCGCUGUUUAACGCAGGCAGGACCAAGCUAUGUGGAAUUGCCCGCUCUUUUAUCUCUACGAAGACUAUGGGUGUCAUAGCCCUCUGAUGUGUAUCCCGGUAUUUUAAAAACGAUUCAGCUCCACCGAGCUGAAAAGUGUUUUGCUUGGCUAUUACACGCGUUAACCAUUCACCUUCUGCGUUUUUCUUCUCUCUUCGUCAGUCAUAACUGAUUCAGUUUGGAUCACACGCUGCUCUAGGAAAAAAAAAUAAAGUUUCGUCUAGGAAAAAUUGCCAAGGCAACACGCGAUUCAUCGUGCUGUCUUCAACAACCUUUAUCCGCCCUGACGUGAUUCGCCCGGUUUGCCCGCCACAGGACGGGUUAUGUUUCCCACUUUCAUCGGAAUCCUAGACAUUCAAUCGUGGUGGGAGGUGCCAAGUAUAGCACACUUCUGCUCAUUAUUUAGGGCUGCCUUCAAUCUCCUGGACUUUGAUAUUGAGGAUUUAGAAGAAGCUUUGUUAACGGAUGGUGGAACCGAGGGACGUUUAGUACAGGAGCUAAUAGUCAGGUUACUUGAAGGUUGUUUACCAAAUGACACGCGCAAUGACAUCUCAACCUUUAACUAUCAGAUGUUUCUUCGUAGACUUUUUAGAAAGAAAUGUCAGGAAUACAAAUGUGAAAAUCCUUUUAAUACAGAUGUAGAUUUUGAGUUACUACCACUCCGUCAAAAAGUAGAAAUUUUACGUGCUCUCUGCGACUUUCGGCUUGACGCUGAAGACGUGGAGCAAUCAUUAGGUAAUUUGGACUCGGAUAGCCUGCGAGUCGAACCUUUAGGACAUGAUCGUAAGAAUUCUGCCUAUUGGUACUUUUACGGCACUCGAUUAUAUAGGGAGGACUACAUUGAUACUUCUAACAGCAUCUCGCACAAACAGAAAAGUAAGCCUAGGGAUAAAAAGCGUAAAAGACGACGAAACAGAGUGGCGAAGGAGGAAGAGGAAGAGGAGGAGAAGAAGGAGGACAGUUUAAUACACGGGAAAGCAAAAGAAAGUGUUUGGCAGGUUGUCUGCUUUACUCAGCAGGACUGGAGCCGUCUAGUUGAAAAAUUUCGUGAUUCGGAGUACGAUACCGAACGUAAACUUUACCGUACUCUGUCCGAGGAUUUCAUGCCUGAAAUCCCGAAACUUUUUGAUUUAAAAGAAAAACAGCAAAGGCGCAAAUUGUUACAACGUAAUAGUUCGCGUGUACUUCGAAGUCACGAACCAACGACACAGAUGGAAACAGUCAUGGUUAGAUCGAAGAUCAAAACUAAAACAAACAAAGGGAGUAAAAAAGGGACUCAGAAUUCAAAGAAUGUUUAUGUUAAAGAGGAGACACCUCCACCCUUACCUUCACCGCCGAUUCAAAAAAAAGGACGGCAAACUAAUAAUUCGUUGGCUUCAGCUGUUGGUCAAAUUGUGAUUCACACUAGGGACGAAGUGGAGGGAUUAGAAAAAAAGAAAGGCAUUGGAAGUAAUAGCGAUGGAAAUUAUGUAUCUUCUAAUUACGGAUAUAAAUACGGUUAUUCAUUUGGAAUCGAAGAAGAAGAACGUCGUGUUGGAAUGCACAAAGUCCUUGAAAGUCUCAAAGAUCAUGUGGAUGCUUGGCCAUUCAUUGACCCUGUGGAUGAAGAAUAUGCCCCAAGGUACUAUAGCGUGGUGCGAAAACCCAUGGACCUUAGUACAAUGGAGGAGAAACUUGAAAAUGGUUUAUACAAAAGUUUAAGUGAAUUCAAACGUGAUUUUCGACUUAUAGUAGAUAAUUGUAGGCAAUAUAAUGGCUCUGAUAAUGAGUACACAGAAAUGGCAUUUAACCUUAAGGAAGCAUUUGACAAAGCAGUGGGACGUUACCUAGAAUCGGAAACAUCUAGCGACGAGGAUCCUUCGUCACCGAAGUCGUUUCUUGCUACUCCCGCAUCUCCGUCGUGUCCUUCUCGCAUUUCGUCUCCUCAUCAGAAUAGAAAACGUUCGAAAAAAUCUACGAAAAAAUCGAAAUCAUAUAAAUCUGAAAGCAAAGGAAAAUCUAAAGCGAAUGAUAAGAACGACGAAGAAGAAAAACGGGGCAAAAAUUAUAAACUUCCGAAGAAAAAAAGAGGUAAGAAGAAGAGUAAAAGAGCAAAGGACGAAGAAUCAGUAAACGAAGAAGAACAAGAAGAGCAAGAAAGCGAGGAUGCAAUGUCUGAAUCGAGUGUCAUAACAGCAAAAAGAAGGAAACACGUUGACGAAAAUAAUUUAUUGUUAAAAACCAAAAAGCUAACAUCCAAAGAAUCAGAGGAGUUUAAGAAGAUAGAUAAAAAAGUUAAUAAAGAACGUCAUCAACAAAAAAAGGAAGCGGAAAAUGUGCGGCCGAUGAAAGAAUCGAAAGAGAAUAAGAAGCGAAAAGAAGACUUCGAAGAAGAUUAUGAGCCCCUAGUCGUCGUAAAAAGUAAAAAUAGGAAAAUCGAGAAGAAGGAACUCGAGGAGACGGAAGUAUUUACAGAUAACGCGAAGAAGAACAAAUUGAAGAAAACCGAAUCUCACGAAAAUGAACCAUUACCGGAGAAUAAAGAGAAAACGCAGCAUAUCAAAGUUAAGAAGAAUCGAAAGAAGGAAAAGACGGGGUUAAAGGCUUUUAAAUCUGACGAGAAGUCUGAAAAAAGCCGUAUUAAGGAUAAAGAGAAAAAAUCAAAACAGAAAAACGAUGAACUUAAAAACGGAGAGAUAUCAAGUGAAAUAGAUUCCAAAGAUUUAGAUUUAGAAAGCGAUGUAGAUUCAAAAGAAACACAUACGUCUAAGAAAAUUCCUGCAUUUAUAGAUGAUAAAGAUAUAGAAUCGUUGGAUGGUUUAAAAGAUAAAAUAAGCGAGAGGAGGCGAGAGGAGAAAUUGAAAAAUGAGAAGGAGAAACAGAAGAAAACUGGAAAAAACGACCUUCACAAUAUGUAUUCAAAAAAAGUGCCUUCAAAUGGUAGUACCUUUCAUGACAGCGAUAAAUCCAGCGUAAAACGACCAAAGUUGAAAAAGGGAAUAAAAGAAGAAAAAGUUCCUAUCAUGGAAGAUCCUGUCAAGACUCAAGACCAAGAAGUCGCUGAGACUAAGAAAGUAAAAUUAGCUCAGUCGAAACAUACCAAAGGAUUUGGAAAAGAAGAAAGCUCCAUGCAAGCAUUGAAUCAGGCAACAGAACAGACGCUUCAUGAUAUCAACAAAUGGUUAGAUGACGCACCAAGACUCUCUGAAUUUUCUUCAGGAAGUGAUUCUCCAAUAUUUCAUUCUUCGUCCGUCGAAUCUGGCCGAUCAGGUCCAAAAGUAGAAGCACCAAGGAAACGACCAAGUUCCAUCAAAAUCUUCGGUCCUCACGGACCUAGCAGGCCCAAAAAGAUCCAACGUACGAUAGAUCGCUUACAACCUGGAAAAAGUAAGGGAAAUUUGCUUCUAAAAAAACCAUUGAACUUACCUAACGUUAAUGCUGCUGAAAUGACCAUGCAAUUGACCAGCGACAACGAUCAAACAAACAAGAACACGGACGAAGAACCAAAACUUAGUUUAGGGACUGUUUUGAAAAAUGUGGAUUCCAUACAGUUAAUUUGUAAAAGUUUAGUUUCCUCGCCCAAUCCCAAUUUUUCUAACGACGAUGAAGAAGAAGACCACAAUACUCUUCCUGCAGUUCCGGUGUCUAGUCUUAGAGAAGAGAAAACAUCCGGAAUAACGACAACGCAAACACCUGCCAUUGUAGAAGAGUCUAAAGAUAAUCAAUCUGACGCGAAGGACACGCAGAAGCCCAAAACAGCAACACCAAAUUUGAGUGCUUGGUUUAAAGCAUUCGGAGCGCCAAAGUCGAAGAAGAAAGACGAAGAGUCGGAGGACGGUAUAACGAAGAAGGAUGGUGAAUUGCAGGAAGUGUUUUGUGGUAGACAAAGAAGAAUGAGUACCGGUGGCAGUAGUGUAAGUGAAUCUGUUUCGAGUUUCUCCCAGGAGUCACCACCUGGACGUUCAGGUCGAUCUCCGCAAGGUCAACCGAUAAUGGCUUCGGUCGAGCCACAGAUUAGAGGAGCCGGAUUCUAUCAGGACGCUUUAUCAACGGGAAGUAGCCCUUACAAUAGUCCCUAUUAUGCUACACCUCCAAGAUACAGCGCUCAAUUACCCCCCACUCCAUCCCCACAAAAUCAUCCGUUAUCUCCAGCCUAUCCAUCAUCAUCGUACGAACAGGCGCCUCUUUAUUCCCAGAUACCGACCCAACAGUCGCAUCAAACGUUUCAGAAAUCACCUCAAGAAAAUUCUGGGGAGAUAUAUCAUCAGUUAUCACCCACAUUUCCUCAGCGAUCUCCUCAAACUAAUUUUCCUCAGAAUUCGACACAAAACGAGUCAUAUAAUCAACCAUUGCAAUCUUCUAAUCAGAGUCAAUCUCCUGUUUAUUCACAGCAUUCACCACAACCCAUACAACAGAUAUAUCCUCAACCUUCUCCGCAGCCACCACCAUCGAAUUAUUCUCAACCAUCUCCUCAGCAACCAUCUACUCCUAAAUAUUCACAACUAUCUCCGCAACAAAAUGCUGCCAAUUAUUCUCAGCCAUCUCCGCAAGCUGCUAAUUAUUCUCAACCUUCGCCUCAGCAACCGCAUUCUCCUUACUCUCAGGCCUCUCCCCAAGCACCGCCAAAUUAUUCUCAACCAUCUCCACAACAACAACCUUCUCCAUAUGCACAAUCUCCACAGCAGUCGUCUGGAUACUCCCAGAUGUCUCCUCAACCACCACCAUCAAAUUAUUCUCAACAAUCGCCACAACCACCUUCCAAUUACUCUCAACAAUCGCCACAACCACCUUCCAAUUAUUCUCAGCCAUCACCACAACCACCAUCCAAUUAUUCUCAAGCAUCACCUCAACCACCUUCCAAUUAUUCUCAACCAUCGCCACAGCCACCUUCCAAUUAUUCUCAGCCAUCGCCACAGCCACCUUCCAAUUAUUCUCAGCCAUCGCCACAGCCACCUUCCAAUUAUUCUCAGCCAUCGCCACAGCCACCUUCCAAUUAUUCUCAGCCAUCGCCACAGCCACCUUCCAAUUAUUCUCAGCCAUCGCCACAGCCACCUUCCAAUUAUUCUCAGCCAUCGCCACAGCCACCUUCCAAUUAUUCUCAGCCAUCGCCACAGCCACCUUCCAAUUAUUCUCAGCCAUCGCCACAGCCACCUUCCAAUUAUUCUCAGCCAUCGCCACAGCCACCUUCCAAUUAUUCUCAGCCAUCGCCACAGCCACCUUCCAAUUAUUCUCAGCCAUCGCCACAGCCACCUUCCAAUUAUUCUCAGCCAUCGCCACAGCCACCUUCCAAUUAUUCUCAGCCAUCGCCACAGCCACCUUCCAAUUAUUCUCAGCCAUCGCCACAGCCACCUUCCAAUUAUUCUCAGCCAUCGCCACAGCCACCUUCCAAUUAUUCUCAGCCAUCGCCACAGCCACCUUCCAGUUAUUCUCAACCAUCGCCACAGCCACCUUCCAAUUAUUCUCAGCCAUCGCCACAGCCACCUUCCAAUUAUUCUCAACCAUCGCCACAGCCACCUUCCAAUUAUUCCCAGCCAUCGCCUCAACCUCCUCCAGUGUAUUCUCAACAGUCUCAAUCUUCAAAUUUCUCACAUCCAUCACCUCAGACACAUUCUGCCAGCUACACGCAAUCUUCACCUCAACCUCUCACAACAGGUUACUCCCAGCCAUCGCCUCAACCUCGAAACUAUUCUCAACCUUCGCCUCAACAAAUCCAAACUUUUCCUCAACAUUCCCCACAAGCACCGCCUUCAUACUCUCAACCUUCUCCUCAGAAUGCAGCAUAUUCACAGCCUCAACAAUCGCCUCAGCAACCAGUUAAGUAUUCUCAGCCUUCUCCUCAACAACCUGCCAAUUACUCACACUCGAUACACUCGCCUCAAACGCCACAAAAUUAUUCGCAGUUGUCUCCUCAGCAACCUCCGCCAAGCAACUACUCUCAGCCUUCACCAUCGCCUCAGCAAUCCCGAAACUACUCUCAAACGUCUCCAUCGCCUCAGCAGUCCCGUAACUAUUCCCAACCAUCACCAUCUCCUCAACAAUCACAUACUUACACUCAACCAGCGCCAUCGCCUCAGCAAACCCGCAAUUACUCUCAACCGUCACCCCAGCAAAAGUCCGCAUGCACAUCACAGGCGUCGCAAUCUUCGCAACAGCCUUCGAAUUACUCGCAACCGUCUCCACAACAAAGUACAAACUACAGUCUACAGCAACCACAACCACAAUCACAAAAGAGCGCAGAAGAUUAUCCACAAGCUGCGUCGACGCCUUCAAAUUAUUCUCACGGAUAUAAACAGAACCAUUCGUAUAUUCAGUCUUCAGUAUCGUCAACAUUAAACGAAACAGAACACCGGACUGAUUACUUGAAAUCUAGUACUACAGAGAAGUCUUCGAGCACGGAGCAGCAGAGGAAUUUUGCUGUACCACCGGAGGCUGCAUCGUUAAACCUAAAUGCGAAUCAUCAGAUUUAUCAGUCACCAAACCAGUACCCACCAACGUUUGGCAAUAACUAUCCUAAUAUCGACCUCCAGAGGUCUGUUUCGAGGCACGGCGGUCAGGAACAGUCACAACAACAGCAACAAACGUCCCAGGAGCGGCCUAGUUUCACCGACCUUAGCAAUUCUCUGAACGCUCAGAAGUACGCUCAACAGCGGUCGUUCCUUGGUAAAACGUCGAGUACCAGCGAACAGCUCUCAACGCAAGAUCAGUCGCAAAUCCUAGCAUUCCAACAAAAUCUGACGACUCAUGAAUCUCUUUAUCCUAGUGGUUUCCAAUCGUCUGGUUAUCCGAUGCCAAAUUCUAGACCCGUGUAUCCAAGUCCACAUUACUUCGAUGCCAGUUCAAAGGCUGCGACUAACAGCGGACCGGUGAAUAGCUCGACCAGUAAUUUGCCUCCAGUGAAGAAACGAAUUUACAAUGAAUCGUCUACAGAGGCGUCUCGCGGUUUGACGCAGGAAACGGCAGCGAGAACGGGCCAGGAACAAUUUAGCUUCGACCCCAUAAUGGCAUUGCCGCAACCUGAAGCAGUUUCAGCUAGUCAAUUCGACACUGCGUUUGUCGGCAACCUAGCCGAUUCCGUAGCGACGAAUCCAGCGUAUGCACGUCUAGGCCUAGGUUUGGUCAGCCGUACUGGUAAAGAACAACAACAGUUGUUGACCAUUCCUCGACCACCACAGACGAAGCCAGAACACCUGGCGUACGCCCGUAGUCCAGCAUCCGGCGCAGCGGAAAUAGAUCUGAACUUGCUUCAAAGUUUGCAGACGGCAGCAGCGAAGAAUACACAGGGUAUUCUGUCAAUGUCGUCGUCUCGCAGAGGUGGAGAAGCGUCUAGUAGUUCUACGUCGACACCUGUGAAAACGAAAAAGAGCAGAAAGAGCAAACAGCAACAGCAAGAGCAACAAAACGUAACAAGCGUCUCGUCGGCGGUUAGCACGGAACCACAAUCUGGUACAGGUAUACCUGGUUUUCCACAAUACACGGGAACAUCAGCUGACUCGAUUGGUCUAAAGAAUACCACGAUGGUUCCACCAGCUGGGAGUGCCUUUAAUUUCGCUGCGUCAACCAGUACCACGACCAGUUCACCUUUCUACGAUAAAGACGCAUCAGCUGCAGCGGCUGCGUUCGCAUUUUUGGAUGAAUUUCGGAAUCCAAAUAGUUACUAUAGCAUGGCGCUCAGGCAACAGCAGCAACAACAACAACAGCAAGUUCCGCCAGUUACGGACGCCACGCAACAAGCCUGUAACAAGCUUAGCAAUCAACCGCCGAGAAAUUAUCCGCCUCACCCUUUCCUUCAUUCCGCUCAGAGAUCAGCAGCUUACGGGCCUCCUGUGUCUGCUUAUGUAACGCCUCAUGGGCCAAACUUAACGAUGGAUCCGACCGCUUAUCAACAGUACAUUCAUUCCCUGUACGCGCUUCAACCGCCGCCCCAUCAUCAUCGACCGUCCUGGCUUUAGCCGUUAAAAUCUUUGUAAUGGGCGUUUUGGAAUGAUUGUAUGUGACAUUUCGGUGGAUAUACCGUCCCCAUCGAGAAGCUGGAGGAAAUGAUAUUUCGAAUAUGUUAUCUGUUGAUAGCAGUGGCAGUAGAUUUCUGUUUUACCGAACAAGUUGCGUUAGUGUUUUAUUCACCAUUCGGGUGAAAUGCGAUAAAAAAUUUUAUCGCGAUUGUAAAUAUUGUUUCGUCUAACUUUAUCUCGCUCUUCAAUCGUAAUCAAGACUUUCUUCUUUCUAGGGAAAAGGAAACGGUAUCGAUAUUUUUCCCCUUUAAUCCAUGUGACUAGGCAUGAAGUCCUUGUGUAUUAUAGAAUGAUAAUGACCUUCCUAAUUUUUUUCUUUUUCUUUUUUGAUGAAGCAAUUUAUUUAUUUUUCGUUUAUACACGUAUAAUUCAGAAUGACUUCUUUUAUUUUCAUUAACAACCUUUUUAUUUUUUUUUUUUUUUUAAGAAAAAUCUCGGUACUGUGAUAAGGGUGGAAGGCUGUACUGAUUACUAUAUCCCUUGAGAUUGUCGAUGCACUACAGACUCGUGAAAGGUCAAACAGUAAAAAAGAAUGCGGUGCAAGAUUUUCGAUCAUUUAUUUUUUCUGAUCUCUCUCUUCUUUCUCCUUUUUUUCUUUUAUAAAUAUUAUUUUACUGAUUGACUAGCGAAUAACGGGUUUUUAAAAGCUCUCUGCGAGAUCAGGAUGUGUGGUCUUUCCACCGGCUUGUCUUUCCCAUUCGCGUUUGUUUCCUUUUUUAUUAAAAACCAUACGGAUCUUUGAAAUUUUUACACGAUAUAUCAGAACGAAAAUAGUUUACCUUUACAAGGGUAUCCUAUUAUGUAGUCAUAUGUACAUAAAGAAUAAGCCUACUUAUUGUAGGAAUUUUUGAUAGUUUUUUUUCUAAUAACUAGUCGACAGCUUAGACGUAAGUUGAGUCGCUAGUAGCUGGAAGUAACCUUCUAUCAAAAGUUCCUCUUAUCUAUCGCGCUCUCGAUGGCGUCUCGUUUUGUUUCUUAAUCUAUAUUGAGAUACGGAUUAUGCAAUAUUCGUUUUUUUUUAACGUAAAAAAAAAAGAAAAAUGAUGGCCCAUUUCAUAAGUGUGCUCGUAAUUGUCUUGCCUGUGGAAAAUACAUUGUUCCCUCUCUUUUGUGUUCAAACAAAUAAAAAAUAAGAAAAAAUUUACUAGACAUGCAAGAAACAUAUAGAGAGAGUAUACGUGACGUCUGAUUUUCAAAAGAUUUCUGUAUGAUAUCGAGCGCACUGUUGCUGGCGUAUCUUGUGUAGAGUAUAUAGAUUCAUUAGUAUGUAAGCUAGAACAUUUGUUUCUUUGUAUAUAAAAUACAUAUCUCCUUCAUAGACGAUGUGCUCGAUGUAAAGAAAGAUUUACAAAGUCAAUGACCUUGUAGAAUCGUCUGCGGUAGAUUAAAAAGAAGAUGAAUAAAAACACAAUGGGAAAUUGUAGGGACAUAGACAAGGAUGAAAGAUGUAUGUACAUCGUGUGUAUGUGUGAGCGGACAUGAGUGUGCGUCGUAUUUCAUGGUCGAGGACGAAAUAAAGUGUAAUACGCCGCAAUCAUACAUUAACCCACCUUAUUGCUAAAAAACAGAAGGAAGCGGAAUAUUAAAAACUUAUAAAUAUAUACAUAUAUAUAUAUAUAUAUAUAUUGUAAAUGUAUAUUGUAAAUGUAUCUGAUGACAGAUUAAAGCACAGUUUGUUACAAA